AUGCCGCCAAAGAAUGCUCCAAACAAAAAAACCGACCCGAAAAAAAAAGAAAAAGUAAUUGAAGAUAAAACAUUUGGACUAAAAAAUAAGAAAGGAGCAAGGACACAGAAAUAUGUGCAACAAGUAACAAAUCAGAUUAAAUACGGCAAUGUAAACCAUGCGAAAAUUGAUGCAGAGAAAGCUGCGUCUAAGAAGAAAACAGCCGAUGGUGAACUACGGGAUUUGAAUAAACUUUUGAAACCUGUGACUGAGAUGUCUAAGGUGGCACGAGAUGUCGAUCCUAAAUCAGUAGUUUGUGUGUUUUAUAAGCAGGGAAUGUGCCACAAGGGUGAAAAGUGCAAAUUUAGUCACGACUUGUCGAAGGAGCAGAAGACAGCUAAAAAGAAUCUUUAUGUUGACAGUCGAGAUUUAUCAAAAGAAGACGAGAACACAGAUGAUUGGGAUGAGUCUAAAUUAAGCGAAGUUGCCGAGAAGAAACAUGGAGAACAUGAUAGAAAAAGGCCGAAUCAAACAGAUAUUGUUUGUAAAUAUUUUCUGGAAGCUGUUGAGAAUAACAAAUAUGGUUGGUUUUGGGAAUGUCCAAAUGGCGACAGUUGUAUUUAUAGGCAUGCCUUGCCAUCAGGUUAUAUCCUGAAGAAAGAUAGGAAAAAAUUGGAGGAGCAUAAACGGCUAAACGAAAUCAGUCUGGAAGAACUCCUGGAGAAAGAGCGUGCACAACUUAAGUCAGAAAGUCUAACAAAAGUGACGCUGGAAACAUUUAUCUGUUGGAAAAAGAAGAAGUUACGAGAGCGGAAAAGAAAAAUUGCAGAAGAAGUGAAAGAAAAAAAGAAAAAUAUUAAGACGGGUAAAUCGAUCGGGAUGAGUGGUCGUGAUUUGUUCACCUACAAUCCAGAGCUGAUGGCGCAAGACGAAGGAGAUAUGGAAGGUGGUGUUGCAUUUGAGAGAGGAUUUGAUGAGGAGGAUAAUGAUGAGGCAGAGAUAAAAGCAUUUGAAAUUGAUGAGCGUACAUUUUAUUGCAUCGAUGACGAAGGACAUAUGUUGGAUGACGACUUGUAUGAUGAUGAAAAGCUAGAGACAACAGGAUUUGAAAUCGAUGAACGUGCAUUUUGCUGCACCGAUGACGAAAAACAUAUGCUGCAUGACGAUCUGCUGAACUACGAAAAGUGGGAAGAGACUGAUGGUGGUAUUAGAAAUAUGGAAAUUAAUGAAGAUUUAUUUAACGCAGACGAAAUACCCUAUUUGGAAAAUUCUGACGACGAAGAUAGUGCUGUUAAAAAGAUAGCCAGAAUGAGGAUAGAAGAGAAAAAUCGAAUUUUAUAA
Messenger RNA from Cercopithifilaria johnstoni, 1320 nucleotides. The record is from the annotation of a GenBank genome assembly. NCBI's taxonomy places the organism in Eukaryota, Metazoa, Nematoda, Chromadorea, Rhabditida, Onchocercidae.